Messenger RNA from Ceraceosorus guamensis, 2993 nucleotides. RefSeq lists its product as hypothetical. Gene Ontology annotation, molecular function: transcription cis-regulatory region binding; zinc ion binding; DNA-binding transcription factor activity, RNA polymerase II-specific. Bases 386 to 2791 code for a protein of 801 amino acids. Gene Ontology annotation, cellular component: nucleus. The record is from RefSeq and is a predicted model, not a curated record. NCBI's taxonomy places the organism in Eukaryota, Fungi, Basidiomycota, Exobasidiomycetes, Ceraceosorales, Ceraceosoraceae. The transcript has 8 exons. Gene Ontology annotation, biological process: regulation of DNA-templated transcription.
GCCUUCGUGUAUGACGUUGUAGGGCGGGCGCGCGAAGCACGAUCUCUGUUCCUGCGUAGCGUCGGCGAUGCCCAUCCGCGCAACGGGUCUGAUGAGUCGUAAAUACGAAAGUCGCCUCUUCUUCUGCUCACAAAUCCCAGAAGAACGUGUCCAUCUCGGUCUGCUUCGACAUCGCUCUUCGCCCACCCUCAUCAUCGCUUGAUCAUCGCUUCGUCAGGUCAAAAUCAGCAUCGCAAUUCCUCUUCGUCGAGGCUCUCACGCUUCGCGGACUGACUGCCGGUUCCUGCAAAGCUUCUUGACGAGGGAGCGGGCCGUCUCCAAAUCACGGUUCUCGCGCACGGCCUGCGGUCUCUCGAGAACUGGCUGGUGCACCACCUUCACCGCGAUGCCGCCUAUUCGCACCAAAUUAGAAGUCGACGAUCAGUCUCCGCCUGGUUCCAGCGCCUUGGGGGGACCUGCUCAGGGAGAAAUCAAGCUACAGAGAGCCUGCGUUGCGUGCAGAAGGUCCAAGGUCAAAUGCAUACACACCGGGUCCCCUCCCUGUCGUCGAUGCGCCGAUACGAAUCAGGAAUGCAAAUUCCGCCUUCGAGCCGAUGACGAGACUUGGCGAGAGAGGACAGACGAUACGCUUUCGAGAUUAGCGAAUGCGGUGGACACUCUAUUAUCGAGAGGGCCAGCGUCAGCCUCCAUUGCAGCUCCGUCUGCCGGCGGACAAAUGAAUGGACACUCGGGCCAUUCCGGUUUGCCACCCUUUCCGUCACCUGGUCAUUCAGGUACGCUGCGCUCAAGAACUUUCAGCUCGGGCAACCAUGGGCCAGGGGCGGUCAUGGGACCCCCUACGGGUCCUGGUGCGCGCUACGGAGCUACGCAUGCAUCACCGUCAUAUUCGACGACUGGCUCCUCUCCUAAUGCUGGUGGUCCGGGUGCAUUUAUGACCACGCCUGGUGGAUCCUCGAUGUCAGAUGCAUCAGGCCCUGCGGCUGGUCCAUCGCGCCUACCCUUUCUUCCCCCUGCAGCACAGACGACGGGUGUGCCAGUCGGUGUGCCGAUGGUGCAAGCGCCAGGGUCGGAAGCUGGCAUCGGACCUUACAUGCUUCCAGCGCUGACGCCAGGGGGAACGGCGCGUAGCCCUAUGCCGCUCAUCUCUUCAGCAGCAGCCGGCAUGUCAGGAGGGGCAGGGUUGUCCAUGGGCUUUCGUCGGUUCAUACCACCUACAAUUGGUCCCGGGCAAUGCGCGCCUUCGCCAGCGCUGCUGCAUGUUGGCGCAACCGCUGCCCCGAUCUUUGUCAAUUCUCCUCAGCAAGGUGUCAAAUGGAUGCAUGGUUGCACUUCGGAUUAUGCCAAGGCAACGCACAAUAUUGGGAGGGAUGACCCUCGGCUGAAUGCUAUCAGCAUGGGCGUUGUACCCAUGGAUCGCGCAAGAGCGCUGUAUUUGCUAUUUGCGGACAAGCUACAACCACAUUGUUUCGGCUUUCCGACCUACCCGGCAGACGGCAACAUGACGCCUCUCAUCAUCAGCGUUAUCCUCAUGUGCUCUAGCCUCCACAAUCCCUUGUACCGGGACGAGUACUAUCCCAAGCUAAAGAAUGACUGCCUCGAGACGAUCAACCCCAAUCAACAAGUGUCUGGCGACAUGCCUCUAGACCCCGAGCUCGGUAUCGGCGUCGAAGAAAUCACUGGCGCAUGCAUCGCAGCGGCAUAUCUACCAUCAGCGCUCGCGCUUCGAAUAGCUUUUGUGACGAGAUGGUGGGCGCUCGGAUACUUCAAGAAUUUCGAAAUUGAGCGAAAUGUCACGCUAGGAGAAUGCCUGACCAUUCUACCGCCAUUUCGGCAAAUCGACCUGGUCGACAAGCUUCGAGUUUGGCUCGCGGCCUAUGUCGCAGAGGGACAGCAGUGCUUUAUCGCAGAUGUGCCCAGUCUAGCCCCAGCUCAGCUCCCUGGUCCAUACAUCGAGGCGCUGAGAGGCGCGCUCUACGAGCAAGCAGACAAGGGGCCAAAGGCAAGCUCUUCCAACGGAGUUGAUGCUGCCAGCACGGUGUCAGCUUCGGUCUCGGAUAAGACAUGCCCAAUGCCAGAUCGGCAACUUCUCGCGCAUGCGGGCAUCCUUUCCAUCCUGUUGGGUGCGCAACAAGCGCAACGAGAAGGCGCAGGGCGGACAUCGCCGGGCGAAGUGUCACGCAUCGCCAGAACCUGGACCACUUGGUUGGAAGAGAUCGAACGCUGGAGGCUGGAGGCUGGAGCUCAUGAAGACCUUAGCGCAGCUACAGCAUCAGCGAUGGAUGUUUCGCUGACUUAUCAUCUGGCCAGGGCGCAUGUCGGCUCACUAGCCAACGAACCGGAAGGGGUCAUGCACCCUCACGUAGCGCAGCUGGCAGCGCAGGAUGGAGGCUUUCAAUUGGCUCAAUCUAGAGCUGUCAGUUCUGCAAAAGAGUCUGCCGUCUCUGCACUACUCCUGGCAUCUGCAAGGAAUGGCUUUGCCGAUCGUCUCGUGUACCUCCCAACCUUCUAUCAUUUUCUGCUUUCGCAUGCUGCCGGCUUCUUGCUCUUGCUCGUGCAAAGGAAAUGGCGCGUCCUUCUAGCCGGAGAAUCCCAGCGCAUCCUCGAUCUCGUAGAGACGUUCACCAAAACCUACAUCUUUGAGAUCUCUGCGUACGUGCCUUCGACCGAUCCGAACGCGCAUGGCAAUGCAAGCAACGGAAUCGGCGCUGUGCACCCUGCGCUCGCUACCGCGGAAAGCUUGCAAGGCGCUCUGAGACACGUCCUGAGUCAAUGUAGACCCGGUCCUGCGUAGGCAAAGACCCACCUGCUGGCAACCCUCGGGACAGCAUCGCUGUUGUACUCUACCGACACUCUUCAUCCCUGCUACCUGUUCUUCGCAUUUUCCCCAUUUGUCUUUUGCAAUCCCGAGUGUACCAGUUGAGUGUACCAAUAGCCAUACAUGCCCCGCAAAAGUCACAAGGCAGUCCGAAACAAUGUUACGAUUGCAAGGCGCA